Messenger RNA from Durusdinium trenchii, 1648 nucleotides. The record is from the annotation of a GenBank genome assembly. NCBI's taxonomy places the organism in Eukaryota, Dinophyceae, Suessiales, Symbiodiniaceae.
GACAACUCAAUUUUACCAACAUUUUGUUGCUGUACCUGACUGCUCAAGCCAUUGCGGCCUCAAUCACAGGCACUUUUUGCAGCCAUGUCCCGAUUUGUUUUUGUUCUUUCUGCUCUUCUUAGCACUUGCAUUGGAUUUGCAUCCGAUUUGGAUGCCUUGGAUUUUGACGAUGCCUGUGGAAAAGACUGCACCUUAUCUUUGCGUCAACUCCGCGGCGUGCCAGGGGAAAGUGACAACACUGCUGACGAGGGCGCAACAGUUGAAGAGGGAAAAAACAGUGCUCAAGAGGGAGAGAUAGUUGGGCCUGCGCUGAAAGAGACACCAGGCAAGUCCGAAUCAGAGGCAACUUUACCCGAAGCACCGGCUGAUCAUGCCACUGCAGAUGCAGAGAUCGUUUCGGAGGCCGAAGAUGUUGCAGAUGCGGAGUCGGAGCAUCCAAAGCCCUCAAUUAGCAAGGUCAAUGAGACAAAGUUGUAGGAGAAGAGGGAACAUGAAGAGGGUGGUACCUGCUGCUUCAGUGGGGAGAGCACCAAGGACACCUGUGGAACUUGCUAUCCCAUGUCAAUUGCCUCAUACAAAAGCAAGUGCUCGAAGAAGAACGAGUGUGGACAUUGCGGUGGGACUUGGUGUCCCUCAAAAUGCGUUAUUGGUGCCGCAGAUCCUUUCAACAAGUGUGGGACUGCGUAUCCUACCGGGAUCUCCAGCGAUCCCUUUUGCUCCGGCAAGGAUGCAUGCAAGAGCUGCAAUGGCGAAUGGUGCCGUGCAGGCUACAACUCGCAUUUUACCAUUGUCGAGGGCAACCAUGGUCGGGAAGUGCCAGAGUAUGUUCCACCUGAAGAUGAAACAUUGGGCAUUUGCUGCUAUCGUGGCAAAUUGGGAAGUGCCAAAGACAUGUGCGGCGCAUGUGCAGAUGUGGCCAAGGACUCCACUUGCUCAGUGAAGAGCCGGUGCGCUGGCUGCGGCGGCACCUGGUGUCCAGGGCCCAGGUGUGUGAAGUCGUUUGCUGAUAAGAAGAAUCCGUGUGGGUCCGCAUACCCCUACACUGGAAUUGCGAAGCAAGAUGACUAUUGCGCAUUGGAUGAGAAGCAGUGCUCUAGCUGCAAAGGGGCAUGGUGUGAGCCAGGGAACAUUACGUACUCUGACGGGCAGAAGUAUGACCCAAGCCAUCCCUACAUCUCUCCGACCGACCAACGACUAGAGCCGGAGGACCCAGCGGAAACAGCAGAAGCUGAGAAGGAGGUGGCAAGUGAUGAUAGCAUCGAAGAUCUCUUCCCAGAUGGCUUAGCAUGAUAUCACCAGGUCAUACUUCUUGUUCAUGGCCUACGUCCCUGAAUGUCUGAGAUUGAUCGUGUUAAUAGUUUUGGUGUGAUGAUGCUGCAAACAGUCAAACGCAUCAUAUUUAAUGGGGUUCAGAGCCCCGGCCAGUUUUCCUCCUAGCUUGCAGUUGCUUGAGUCCCUUGACUCCUGUCUGCAGGGAACUCCCCUUUUGCUGGUAGCAGGUGUUGACAGAACGACACCUUUCUGCCUUGAAUUUCAUAGAUGCCAUACAUUUGGCGAGCCUGUUUUGCAACUGCGGGCUUGCAGUACAGAACAGCCGAAAUGCUUCAUUAUCCAAACAUGAUCAAACAUGCAAAGGAUAAAGAUGGCC